GGAGGAGAGGAUGCAGAGCAGGAGCAAAGCACCGGGAGAAGAGGAGAUGCUACAAGCCGUCCGUUCCAUCCGUAAUAAUGGGAAAUGUGAGGUGUCUCCCGAACAAGAUGGAAGAGUUGGCGGCGCUGACCAGGCAGUAAUGGGAGUAUAGAGAGAGCAGUUUCUUGAUGUUUACCGAGUCAUGGCUGAACGAACAGACCCCGGACUCAAUUCUAAAUCGGGAUGGUUUUCAUCUCAUCAGAGCGGACCGUGACGUGAGGGAGAGCGGUAAGAGGAAGGGAGGAGUCUUGCGAUGUAUGUGAAUGAGAGAUGGUGUAAUGCUGGACACAUUAGCGUAAAACAGUGGCUUUGCACUAAGGAUGUUGAAUUACUGGCGGUCAGUCUGCGUCCGUUCUAUCUGCCCUGGGAGUUUUCACAUGUAAUAGCUGUUACUGUGUACACCCCCCCCCCCUCAGCUGAUGCGGCUGCAGCCUGUGAACUCAUCCACAGUGAAGUGUCCCAGCUGCAAACGUCUCACCCUCAGUCUCUUAAUAUCAUCUCAGGAGACUUUAAUCAUGCAUCGCUCUCUGCCACUCUCCCCACGUUCACUCAGUACGUGACCUGCCAGACCAGAGACAAUAAAACCUUGGACCUACUGUAUGCAAACAUCAAAGAUGCAUACAGCUCCUCACCUCUCCCCCCGCUGGGCAGCUCAGAUCACAACCUGGUGAGACUGCAGCCCAUUUACAUACCUAUGGAGAAGAAACAACCCCCCACCAUAAGGUAUAUGAAGAAGUGGUCUGAUGAGGCUUCUGAGGUGCUGCAGGACUGUUUUGAGACCACAGACUGGGAUGUGCUGCGUGGUCCACACAGGGAUGACAUUGAUGCACUAACAGACCAUAUCACUGACUACAUUAACUUCUGUGCAGAGAAUAUCGUACCGACCAGGAAAGUACGGUGUUUCUCUAACAGCAAACCCUGGGUGACCUCAGAACUGAAGGCCCUGCUGAAGGAGAAGAGAAGGGUUUUUGGAUCUGGGGACAAAGAGGAGCUGAGGAGGGUGCAGAAGGAGAUAAAGAAGAAGAUCAAGGCGGACAAGGCCAGCUACAGGACCAAGAUGGAAUCUCACCUGAAGAACAACAAUACAAGGGAGGUCUGGAAAGACCUGAGAUCCAUCUCUGGCUACAGCAGAGGCCAUGAGAGGGGAGCUGCAGCAGGAGACCGGGAGUGGGCCAAUGAGCUGAAUCUGUACUUUAACAGGUUUGAUUCUGCUCCCACUCCUCCCCCCUCUCAUCAAAGCACUGACCAGCCAGCUCCUUCUUCACACCUCAGCUCUAUUGACCUUAUUUCGCCCCGCCCACUUUUAAUUCUUCGUUGUUCCGCAUUUUGUCUUCUCACUUCCGGUCAGCCCUUUCCGGGUAGCCGGCUCCGUAGUUAUAGCAUCAAAAUGUCAACAGACGCGACACCAGGGGCUCUAAAAUGUUUUUAAAAGCAGACGUGAACCCAAGCCAGGCCAGCAGUACGAGUCACUUGGCGUGGGUGCUAGUUAGCAGUAGCGGCGUGGUGGAGACAACGGGAUGCUGCUGCAUCGCUGGAUUAGGACAGUCGUGCAGUCAUGCAGCCUCGAUAUUAUGGAAGGUUGAAAAUGCUGUGUCCAGUGAGGUAACUGGCAUAUCCUGCACAGAUGAACAACAGCUCUGGAAUGUGGGGACUCAGAGGAACCUUGGCUCAAAGCGAUUGAUAGGACAACUGCAUACCUGUCUGCCUGCCUGCUUGCCAGCCUCACCUGCUUGCCAAACUCACCUCUGCUUCAAUCCAGCCAGCAUCCUGCAUAAACUCUCUUUUCCUCCCACAAAAAUGCACUUUUUCCUUUAUCUCAAUCUUUCACUUCAUAA
Messenger RNA from Acanthochromis polyacanthus (spiny chromis), 1874 nucleotides. RefSeq lists its product as uncharacterized. The transcript has 2 exons. Bases 293 to 1468 code for a protein of 391 amino acids. The record is from RefSeq and is a predicted model, not a curated record. NCBI's taxonomy places the organism in Eukaryota, Metazoa, Chordata, Actinopteri, Pomacentridae.